Messenger RNA from Megalobrama amblycephala (Wuchang bream), 1586 nucleotides. RefSeq names its product olfactory receptor 52K1-like. Gene Ontology annotation, molecular function: olfactory receptor activity. Lineage: Eukaryota; Metazoa; Chordata; Actinopteri; Cypriniformes; Xenocyprididae. The record is from RefSeq and is a predicted model, not a curated record. Gene Ontology annotation, biological process: G protein-coupled receptor signaling pathway. Gene Ontology annotation, cellular component: membrane. Bases 261 to 1142 code for a protein of 293 amino acids. The transcript is spliced from 2 exons.
ACAAGGUAUUAACUAAAAACAAAAAUGAAUUUCAGGAUAAAGAAAUUAUGAUUUCUGUUAUUACCGUAAAGGGGUAGAAUGUUAUAUUUAUUGUUUAUUCCUCAAUCCUCUGCCAACUUAAGAAAGCAUUCAGUUUGGACUUUUUUUCUCUCAAUAGUCUGUUUGUGUAAAUUAAAUCACAGUAAAAACAAAGGCUCAGAAUUAAGUUUCAUCAACAUAAUUUGAACAGAAUACUCUUGAGUGUAAAGACAUUUAACAGCAUGAAGGACCUUCCUGCAGAAAAUAUUUCUUUCACAGACUUCAAAAUGAUUGGUUUUUACAGCCUAGGAGAAUGGAGACCUUUUUUAUUUGUCCCUUUCUUUCUGAUGUUUUUAUUGGCUAUCACAGCAAAUUCUAUUCUUAUAUAUUUAAUCACCACUAAAAAAUCUUUGCAUUCUCCAAUGUAUGUACUAAUUAGUCUUAUGGCAGUUGUAGACUUGAUAUUACCUAUAUUAUUUGUACCUAACAUGCUUCUGAACUUUUUGUUUAAUUGGAGUGGGAUAUCUUUAACUGGUUGUUUGAUACAGAUGUUUUGCCUUCAUUUUGUUGGAACAUUUCAGUCUACUUUGCUUUUGUGGAUGGCACUGGAUCGUUACUUUGCAAUAUGCAAACCUCUUUAUUAUCACAAAUACAUGGAAAUCCCUAACUUUCUAAAGUUUGUUGUUGUGCCAUUAAUCAGAAAUGUAAUCCUGGUGGUCAUUACGGUCUCUCUGGCUGGAAAACUGUCAUAUUGUUUAACAAAUUUUAUCGACCACUGUUUCUGUGAGCACAUGGCAUUGGUUCAGUUAGCAUGUGGGGAUAUAUCCAUUAAUAACAUUGCAGGACUUUUGACUGCUUUCCUUAUACCAACUGCAGAUUUUAUUCUUAUCAAUGUUUCUUAUAUUCUGAUUUUUACAUCUGUGUUCAAAUCUGGCAAAACUAACAUGAAGGCCUUAAACACCUGCAUUACUCACAUCAUUGUUAUGUCAUUUACUUUGACUUUUGCCUUGAUUGCAUUCUUGUCAUACAGAAUAAGAAAUAAUUUUUCUCCCAGUAGUCGUGUAUUUGUGAGCACAAUGUACUUGCUUUUUCAAGUUGUUUUAACCCAAUUAUUUAUGGAGUGAGAACAAAAGAAAUAAGACAAGCAUUUCUAAAGUUCAUAAAAACUGCAAAGGUCUUAGCCUUGCAAUGAAUUAAAUAAACAUGGAUGCUACUCUCAAAAAUGGAAAUACACUGACUCUGUCACUUUAAUAGAAGAAAUGAAAAAACAGCAUUUAGAAGGGAUUUCUAUUUUAACUGUAAUUUAAACUGUAAACUGUUUGAAUUUUAACUGUAAAAAUAUAAUUCCAUUAACUCAUUAACUAAAAUUUACAGAACCGUUCAGACCCAGACAGUGAAAGUCUCUUCAGUGGCAUUUCUAGUUUUUAAAACACCAAGGACUAAGGGGGAUUGGGUGGGGGUUUCAUUCUCAUAUUUCAUUCUCUUUCUCAUUUCAUUCUCUUUCUCUGCCCAAUUACAAGAUGUCUACAAAAAUGGCGAUUUACUUUUAUUAUACAUUUAAAUUUACA